Molecule: messenger RNA, 2871 nt
Organism: Suillus clintonianus
Lineage: Eukaryota; Fungi; Basidiomycota; Agaricomycetes; Boletales; Suillaceae
Exons: 5
Coding region: 1-2871 (956 amino acids)
Source: RefSeq, a predicted model, not a curated record
AUGUUGUCAUUCCAGUGUCCUUCGUGCGGCAAAGGCAGUUUCAAGGACCACGUCGCUGUUGCUCGUCACAUGAGCCAACCUCGCUCUGGCUGCAGUGCAUGGCUGCAGGAUAUGGUACGCAUGCGCUCAGAAUCUGAUGACUUCUGUAUGGAUGAUGAACCGAACACCAAUAUGGACAAUGGUCCGAAUAUUCCUGACACCGAGUCUGGUGGUUUUGGAGAUUGGGAUGAGAUGUCUCGAGGGAGCGGCAGUGAGAGCCAGGCUCAUGACGAGGAAACACCAACUCACGACUCAAAAGUUAUCGACUCAUAUCCUGACUGCGCCCAAUCAUACGGCAGGGGCUACACAUUUCUUGAUUUAUUCAAUUCUGACGAGAACAGCAAACACCGUGCAACAAAUCUGUAUUAUCCAUUCAGCAGCUGGAAAGACUGGGAAGUUGGAUCAUGGCUACUUCGCUCAGGAUUGAGCAUGGGGAAGAUAAACAGUUUUCUUUCACUCGAGAUGAUAAAGACCCUUCCAUUGUCGUUCCGUUCGGCCAAGGAACUACGCGGCAGAGCGGAAAUGUUGCCCAGCGGUCCGCGUUGGAUGUCACAAAUAAUACCCACAGCAUAUCCCACGAAAUCACCCGUUGUGUUGUAUUGGCGUGAUCCCCUGGAUUGUAUCUCAAGCCUUCUCAACAAUCCUGCCUUUCAUGAUCAGCUGGACUUUACACCUCGCAGGGUGUAUACCACUGCGCAGCGGCUGUGCCGCGUGUAUUCAGAGUGGAUGACUGGUGAUGAUGCAUGGAAUAUGCAGUCAACCUUACCAAGAGGUGCAACACUCCUUGGGACCAUCUUAUCAUCCGACAAAACAAACAUAUCGACCAUGACAGGCGACAGAGUCGCACAUCCCCUUCUUAUCAGCCUUGCUAACAUACGCAUGUCCACGCGACUCAAGUCAUCUUCGAACGCAUUUGUGCUUACUGCUCUACUCCCCGUCCCAAAAUUUAUUUACAAGAAAAAACGCAUGCGGGGUGUACUCGAGGAUCGCCUCAUUCACGACUGCUUGAAUAUCGUUCUGCGUCCACUCAAGCAUGCUGCUCGUGAAGGGGUCAUGCUGUCAGACCCUGUCGGACACACAACUACACUCUCCCAGCUGACCAUCGCACGAAGUAAGGUCGAUCCCAACGACAUCGAGGGAUUUUUUCGCGAGGCGCAGAAGUUUCGUUUGAACGGCGUGAAUGUCCCAUUCUGGCUGGAUUGGCUCCUCAGCGAUCCAUCACAUUUUCUCACUCCUGAAUUCCUUCACCUCAUUCACCGCGAGUUCUAUGACCACGAUGCGAAGUGGCUUAUUUGCGCAGUUGGUGAUACAGAGAUUGAUUUUCGGUUCUCUGUGUUGCAGGCCAUCACUGGAUUCCGUCAUUUUCGUGGUGGGAUAUCGAAGCUUAAACAGGUUACAGGACGCACUCAACGCGACAUCCAGCGCUCAAUCAUUGCAGUCAGCGCAGAUGCAGUACCUAGUGCUGUUAUGACUGCCAUACGUGCUCUGAUGGACUUUCGGUACCUCGUACAGUCACCCGUAAUUGACGACAUCCAACUCACCCGCAUUUCCACGGCCCUCGAAGAAUUCCAUGCCAACAAAGAUGCAAUUUUAGAUGGUGGAUUUCGUCGUGGUCAGCGUGGCAGGGUCAUCGAGAACUGGUACAUCCCAAAGCUCGAACUCAUGCAGUCCAUAGUUCCGAGCAUAAGGAACACUGGAGUUCCUCUGCAAUGGACCGCCGACACCACAGAGCACGCGCAUAUAACAGAAAUAAAGGAUCCUGCUCGCUCGAGCAAUAACAAUAACUACGACCCCCAGAUUUGUCGCCAUCUUGACCGUGCUGAUAAAUGCCGCCGCUUUGACCUCGCUAUGAGUCUGCUCGACAAUAUGCCAGACUCAAAGCAGCAGGGUUCAGAUGAUGAUGACGAUGCUGACGACGAUGCUGAUUUCAAAGCAGAUCACGAUCACGAUAUCCCAGCAGACCUUCUGGCAACAAUCAAAUACCCUGGAUAUUCACAUCCAAUCACCAAUUACUUCGAAAUCGCCAAGGUCCUCCAGCACAGGGAAACGGGAACAGUCCCCGUGCCAUUGCGCUCGUUUGUUGUCGAACGCACAGCAUUUCACCUUGCUUAUGACCCUUCCAUCAGAAACUUAUCUGUUGACGAUGCUGCCAUUCAGUUUGGCCUUCCUGACUUACGACCAGCCAUUGCCGACUUUCUUCGUCAGGAGGCUACUCACGGGAGGGAUCACAUCCAUACUAUUGGGGGGACUAGAAGAGCUGGACCCACCACUCCACUUCCUUUCGACAAACUACAAGUCUGGUUUAAGCUUCGGCUGCAAGACACCGAUUUCCACGAUACUAGCAUCAUACGGCCUGCACAGACCCUCAAUUGUGCGCCCCCUUCUGAUCCCUGGACCUCUGGCCGUUAUGACACGGUCAUCAUCAACAAUGAUGCGAGAUGCUUAUGGCCUACAGAUGGUCUUCGUGGUCAUACUAUCGGCCAAAUCAGGCUUAUCAUGCGUCCUAUUGGAAAGAGUGGAGCAAAUUGGUCAUGGAAGGACCGCUUUCUGGUAUACGUGCAUCGCUUUGAUAUUGUUCCAAAAGGCUCUGGUACCAAUGAUCGCGAGCCAAGUACGCAGCUCCACUUGCUCAAACGCGCGAAGCGUUCCAAUGGUACUCCGGUGGGUGAUAUCAUACCUGUGACCCAGCUCAGAGCACCUGUCAACCUUGUCCCUCGCUUUGGUGCAAGUGCGGACAACCGCCUUACCCCGUAUAAUAGCAUGGAACAUGCUUCGCAGUUUUGGCUCAACAGGUAUUGGGACAAGAAUAUAUAUUUUCCUCUUUCCAUGUAG